GAGACGGCGGAGCUGGGCGAGCACCCCGGGCAUCACCACCAUCACCACCACCCGCACCCCGGGCACCACGCGCCGCACCACGGCGCCGUCAACAGCCACGAGGCGCACUCGGACGAGGACACGCCGACCUCGGACGACCUGGAGCAGUUCGCCAAGCAGUUCAAGCAGCGGCGGAUUAAGCUGGGCUUCACGCAGGCCGACGUGGGGCUGGCGCUGGGCACCCUGUACGGCAACGUCUUCUCGCAGACAACCAUCUGCCGCUUCGAGGCCCUGCAGCUCAGCUUCAAGAACAUGUGCAAGCUGAAGCCUUUGUUGAACAAGUGGCUGGAGGAAGCCGACUCCUCCACCGGCAGCCCCACCAGCAUCGACAAGAUCGCGGCGCAGGGCAGGAAGAGGAAGAAGCGGACCUCCAUCGAGGUGAGUGUCAAGGGGGCCUUGGAGAGCCACUUUCUGAAAUGCCCCAAGCCCUCUGCCCAGGAGAUUAUGAACCUAGCGGACAGCCUGCAGCUGGAGAAGGAGGUGGUCAGGGUUUGGUUUUGCAAUCGGAGGCAGAAAGAGAAACGCAUGACCCCGCCGGGGAUCCAGCAGCAGACCCCCGACGAUGUCUACUCGCAGGUC
Molecule: messenger RNA, 618 nt
Organism: Meleagris gallopavo (turkey)
Lineage: Eukaryota; Metazoa; Chordata; Aves; Galliformes; Phasianidae
Gene: POU3F3
Product: POU class 3 homeobox 3
Biological process (GO): brain development; regulation of transcription by RNA polymerase II
Cellular component (GO): nucleus
Molecular function (GO): RNA polymerase II cis-regulatory region sequence-specific DNA binding; DNA-binding transcription factor activity, RNA polymerase II-specific
Source: RefSeq, a predicted model, not a curated record